AUGUCGACAGUGCCAGACGGAAUCGAUGUUUACAAUUCCACCAUCAGGGAGGAGGACAGAAACUCCUACAAGAACGCCUUGGCUGAAAAAGGUGAUUGGAAUCACUGGUCGUUUGAAGUUGUGGACGGGUACUUCAAGCAGCUGUUGCCCGAGACAGACGAAACCACAUUCGACUACUUCAAAGAAAAUUUUGGGCGCAUGAAAUCAUGGGAGAAGAUCUUUGAGGAGCUUGAUGAGCUCAAUGAAAAGGCUGACGACUCCACUGCCUAUAAGCUCUUCUUCCUUGGCCGUCACGGUCAAGGCUACCACAACUUGGCCAACUUGAAGUAUGGCGAGAAGGAGUGGAAUAGACACUGGCUGCGUGUCUGUGGCGACGAUGAGAUGACGUGGGCGCCUGAUCCCGAGCUCACGGAAUUGGGUCUUGCUCAGGCCAAGGACAACCGCAACCAGGUUGGCAUUGAGCUCAAGGACAAGAUGAGAUUGCCCACCAAGUUCUUUUCUUCUCCGUUCAGCCGGUCUGUUGACACGCUCAUUGGUACGUGGCAAGACCACGUGGUUCUCGAGGACGUCAAGCCAUUGAUCAAGGAGGACUUUAGAGAGACGAUAGGCAUCCAUAUCUGUGACAAGAGAUCACCACGUAGCGUGAUUGAGGAGAAGUACGCCAAGAAAGGCUUUGUCAUUGAGGAUGGUUUCGUCGAGGAAGAUAUUUAUUUCAAGAACGACUAUAGAGAGAAGGUGUGGGAGCAGGCGUUGCGCAUGAACCGGCUGUUCAACUACAUUUUCGACAACACAGACAAGAAGAAGGAUCUGUUCGUGAGUGUCACGUCCCACUCGGGCUCGAUCAGAACUCAAUUGUUGGUUUUGGGCCACCGUGCUUUUGCCAUUGGCACCGGUGGUAUGAUUCCAGUGUUGGUGAAGGCCACCAAGUUGGAGUCCGAAGGAUUGACCAAAAUCAUCACAUAA
Molecule: messenger RNA, 963 nt
Organism: Candidozyma duobushaemuli
Lineage: Eukaryota; Fungi; Ascomycota; Pichiomycetes; Serinales; Metschnikowiaceae
Product: putative phosphomutase
Exons: 1
Coding region: 1-963 (320 amino acids)
Cellular component (GO): cytoplasm
Molecular function (GO): phosphatase activity
Source: RefSeq, a predicted model, not a curated record